GUGGAUCAGAGAGAGACUUCAACCAAGACUAAAAACAUAUGGUAGUCCUAAAGAAGAAGAAGCAUAGAAAAACAAAAACAUGGAGCUCGAACUAGGUAUGAAGAUCACUCGAACAAAAGACGAUGUCUCUUCCUCUACAGAUUUUAGGGUUUCCAGAGAUGCUUUUGGUCAGGUGUCGCUUUCUCGAGAAACCGAGUCUGUGUUCAUUCUCACUCUCCAUCUCAAAGGAUUCAAGAAGAAGGGUAUUGAUAUUGAUAUAAACGAAGAAGGAGAUAGGAUUACUAUAAGUGGAAAGAAGAAAGUAGAAGAAAUGGUUUUGAUAAAGUGGGUGGAAUGGAAGAAGGAAACUGAGAUUCAAGAAUUCAAGAAAGUGUUUAAGAUUCCAAAUAUCGUGAAUCUUGACAAGAUCAAAGCUAGGUUUAGUGACGAAGAUGAGACUCUAACAGUUACAUUUCCCAAGAAAUUUAAGGGGAUGACUGGUUUGAAGAUUGAGGAGGAAACAGAGGAAAAAACAGAGCCAGAAGAGGAGGAAACAGAGGAAAUAACAGAGCCAGACGAAGAGAAAACAGAGGAAAUAUCAGAACCAGAAGAAGAAAUCAAAGAGGAAACAAUACCUGAGGAAGAAGAAGAAGAAGAAAAGAUUGAAGAAGAAGAAACAAAGGAUCAUGAGGAAGAAAUUGAAGAAAAAGAAAGUAAACCUAAAAAGAAGAAAAGAAAAAAGUUUUGUUUUCCAUGUGUUGCAGGAUCUACUCUGCUUAUGUCAAUUAUUGUUUUCAUUAUUCAAUUGAUUCAAUCCAAAAGAAAAUGAGAUUUAAUAUUAGGGUUUCUUUGGGUAGAAGUUUUCUUGUUUUUAAGGACAAGACCCAUUAUUUCUUACUAAUCUGUUUUGUCAAAAAAAUAAUAUAGGAUUAAUAUUGUGUAA
This is a messenger RNA of Brassica rapa (field mustard), 922 nucleotides long. RefSeq names its product glutamic acid-rich protein. Gene Ontology annotation, biological process: cellular response to heat. The record is from RefSeq and is a predicted model, not a curated record. Lineage: Eukaryota; Viridiplantae; Streptophyta; Magnoliopsida; Brassicales; Brassicaceae.